UCCCGCUUCAGGAGGUGAACUAAAACUUAGUCCAGCAACACUGAGCCGGUCCAUGUGCAUUUUCCGUUUUUCCAAGGCCUAGCUUGUAGGCUGUUGCUGCUUUUAUAAGGUGUAUCUACAAUGGCUGCCCAAAUUUUCAACACUCUUGGCAAGCUAGGAAUCGGGCUUGCGAUUGCUGGUGGCGUUGCGAAUAGUGCACUGUACAAUGUUGACGGCGGUCACCGUGCAGUCAUCUUUGACCGCUUCACGGGAGUGAAGAACUAUGUUGUUGGAGAAGGAACUCACUUCCUCAUCCCAUGGGUGCAGCGCCCUAUAAUUUAUGAUGUCCGAUCACGUCCCCGUAACAUUCCUGUAGUCACUGGAAGCAAAGACCUGCAAAAUGUUAAUAUUACCCUCCGAAUCCUGUUCAGGCCUGUCCAAGAGCAGCUUCCACGCAUGUACACUACACUAGGCGUUGAUUACGACGAGAGAGUGUUGCCUUCCAUUACAACUGAAGUUCUUAAAGCUGUUGUGGCACAGUUCGAUGCCAGCGAAAUGAUUACACAGCGAGAGGUUGUCUCACAAAAGGUCUGUGAAGAGCUGACAGAAAGAGCGAGUACGUUCGGCGUAAUAUUGGACGACAUUUCCAUCACACAUUUGACAUUUGGCAAAGAGUUUACCCAAGCUGUUGAAAUGAAGCAGGUUGCACAGCAGGAGGCCGAGCGUGCUAGAUUCCUCGUCGAAAAGGCUGAGCAACAGAAGAAGGCAGCAGUUAUCUCUGCUGAAGGUGACUCCCAAGCUGCACAUUUGUUGGCCAAGUCCUUCGGCGAUGCUGGCGAGGCUCUAGUUGAACUUCGUCGUCUCGAGGCUGCUGAAGACAUCUCGUUCCAGCUUUCACGAUCCAGGAACGUUGUGUAUUUGCCUACUGGACAGAGCACACUGCUUAGUUUGCCUCAAUGAGGGGAAUUUUGAGGAGUCGACCACUUGUUAAAGGAGUCUUAUCAGUUGCUCUUUGAAUAGUGCUGCAUGUGUAGAACAAGAUGCUGUUAGCCUUUUAAUACUUUGGUUUUGUAUACACACCUCCACUGAAUGUCACACAGGUUAACUAUGCAGCAGGUUGUUGGUUACUGUGGAUGUUUUUGAACAAACGUGUAUCGCUGUUUGUCGCACGGGCACUGUAACCACAUCAGCUGACGGACGUGAAAGCAUUGACCAUAGGUUCUGAUGUUGGUGUACUCCCGAGGGGGCCUCCAGGAGGAAUAAACAUACAAGUUUCA
Molecule: messenger RNA, 1256 nt
Organism: Ornithodoros turicata
Lineage: Eukaryota; Metazoa; Arthropoda; Arachnida; Ixodida; Argasidae
Gene: Phb1
Product: prohibitin 1-like
Exons: 7
Coding region: 121-939 (272 amino acids)
Biological process (GO): mitochondrion organization
Cellular component (GO): membrane; mitochondrion
Source: RefSeq, a predicted model, not a curated record